This is a messenger RNA of Fibroporia radiculosa, 1572 nucleotides long. RefSeq lists its product as uncharacterized. Gene Ontology annotation, molecular function: nucleoside triphosphate diphosphatase activity; ribonucleoside triphosphate phosphatase activity. Gene Ontology annotation, biological process: nucleoside triphosphate metabolic process. Bases 1 to 1572 code for a protein of 523 amino acids. NCBI's taxonomy places the organism in Eukaryota, Fungi, Basidiomycota, Agaricomycetes, Polyporales, Fibroporiaceae. The transcript is spliced from 13 exons. The record is from RefSeq and is a predicted model, not a curated record.
AUGAAGGAUCAUCAGCCCGCAAAGGACGCAUCCCAGGAGUACCGGCGGCGGUCUCUUCAGGAAGAGGAGCUCGGAACCAAUGUAGAAGAGGAACGCAGAGGGCUUCUGUCUGACGGUCCUAAGGACACCAGCGAUGAUUCAGACUUACCUAGACGAUUUUGGUCUCGGAAGGCAACGAUAAGCUGUGCUCUCGCUUUCAUUGUCUUAAUUCUGGGUUAUCUUUUUGGUCGACCUCUUAUAUGUCUGCUCCGGCCGUCGUCUCGUCCAAAGCCUGAUUUCAACCAUAGACUACUGCGGAGUAAUGGUACUCAUGACUUCAGAAAGACAGCGCUUAUUGUAUCUAUUGACGGUCUACGUGCCGAUUACCUUGACCGAGGAUUAACCCCACAUUUACUUAAUAUUAGCAAGAAGGGACUUCGCGCUAAGUCCAUGAAGCCUAUCUUCCCUACUUUGACAUUUCCAAACCACUGGGCUUUAAUGACUGGACUGUAUGCCGAAUCUCACGGAAUUGUUGCAAACAACUUCUGGGAUCCAGAUACAGGUUUGGAAUUCCAUUACAAUCGUGUCGAGUCGGCGUGGGUGUCUUCGUGGUGGUUGGGCGAACCGAUGUGGGAGACUACAGAACGCGCGGGUAUUAUUACGGCUAACCUUAUGUGGCCAGGACCGCCAACGACAACGUCGGGUGCAUCUUCAACAUACUUCAUACCGUGGAGGGAUCAAGUUCCACUACAAGAGAAAUUAGAUCAAAUCAUGACAUGGAUUGACCUUCCUCUCGAAGAGAGACCCCAGUUGAUAAUGGCAUAUGAACCGUCUCUGGACCAGGCGGGUCACUUGGCUGGUCCAGCAUCAGAAUUAGUCAAUAAAGUUCUCCACCAAGUAGAUGUCUUCGCUAGAGACUUGCACGACGGCCUCGAGGCGCGCAAUCUCACUGACAUUGUUGAUAUCGUGUUCGUGAGCGAUCACGGCAUGACAGACACUAGCAGCCCGGAAUUGAUCUACGUAGACGACAUAUUAGGUGACGGAUUCCAGGCGAUUGAACAUGAAGACGGCUGGCCAUCUAUGGGACUGCGUUUCUUCCCCAACUCCGACUCACAAUCCUACCUCAAUGUACUUUCCAAGGCAGCCAAGGCGAGCGGAGGGAAGUUUGACGUGUAUACCCAUGAUACGAUGCCCCGUCGUUGGCACUUCGCGCACAAUGACCGGAUUGCCCCCAUUUAUGUAGUUCCACAGAUGGGAUAUUGUCUCACGAAUAGAGUUGAGAAUGGCACCGGUAUGAGCAAGGGCAAUCACGGAUACGACAAUGACGAGCCAUCUAUGCACGCUAUGUUCGUCGCGCACGGCCCCUUCUCAGCCGCGGUCAAGGCAAUCGAGCAAUACAAUUCUAAGUCGCAUAUCCUCCCACGUUUUCUGUCACGACCCAAUAAAGGUUGGCAUUCCACAUCGGAUGACACCUACGUAAUGGAUACUUUCGAGAACGUAAACAUUUACAAUCUCAUGCUAAAGCUGCUCGGAAUAGAAGAGCAUGCAGCACCCACGAAUGGGACGAAGGGAUUCUGGGACCAAUAUUUCUAA